Molecule: messenger RNA, 633 nt
Organism: Cyclocybe aegerita
Lineage: Eukaryota; Fungi; Basidiomycota; Agaricomycetes; Agaricales; Hemipholiotaceae
Source: the annotation of a GenBank genome assembly
AUGUUCGACCUCGAAUGCUGCGUCCGUCUCCGUGAAUUCCGACCAAAGGAUGACCUCAACAGAAUCCUCGCUUUAUACCACGACACUCGCGUUGCCCCUCUCAUAACCGAGCAAUUCAUCGUCCCGCGCGGCGAGAGGCUGAAAGACCAGUACAAGGAGAUCAUCGCCAACAGCGCCGAGAUGUUCUGCAUUAUCGAGACCAUCCCCAAGAAGACAGCGUUUACCCUAGCUCCUGAAGGAGACACUCCGCAGGAGAAACCGGCAGAGAAACUGGUCAAGGAUGAACCCGAAUUCGUUGGCUUCACGGCGCUGUGGCAAUUUCCAGAGCGUGGCCAUCGACUAUCGACUUUCUCCCUCGUCUUACGGCCCGAGUUCUGGAACAAGGGGUAUGGAACCCAGAUUACGAAGUUCGUGGUCGACCACGCGUUCCUGUACCUGAAUAUGCAUCGUAUAGGGUUGGAGGUCUAUGAGGGGAAUGAGCGAGCGAUGGCUGUAUACAGAAAGAUAGGCUUUGUUGAUGAAGGCCGUCAACGAAAGACGCGGUGGGUUGACGGAGGGUGGAAAGACACGUUUCAUAUGGGUAUUUUGGUGGACGAUUGGAAGCAAACCCGAGAAAAUUUGCUUCAAAAUUAG